CAUACGCCAUUAAUAUCGCUGGCCUGGGCUCCAUCAUUCCUGUGGUAGUUUUAUUACCGGUAAUGAAUGCUCUCGCUCGAGCCCAUGGUGUGGGUUGGGCAGUGUGGUUGUUCAUUGGCGUUCAACUUGCGCUGAUGAUUCUCUUCUCCAUAUGCGACCAGCAGCUGCUCCCAAUCGUGCAUCGCUUGGGGCAACCAAUGGAAUCGUCCAGUUGGUUGCCGCCGGAACAAGGAUUAUUGGCCCAGCAUCUGCAGCUUCGGUUUUUUCUUAUUCGAUGCAGGAAGGUCGCGAUCCGUGGUUGGCGUACUACUUCUUGAUGACAAUUACAUUUCUGGCUGUAAGUACGUCUAUGUUCCUUCCUCGUGAUCCUUGUCUAUGGGAAGAAGAACAGCAGUAGUACUUUAUGACUAUGAGCACCAUCAUGAUGUGUCGCGUCCGAUUUCUAUCUAUGUCCACUCUGUCGGACGAAGUGUUUUCUGUAC
Molecule: messenger RNA, 482 nt
Organism: Suillus paluster
Lineage: Eukaryota; Fungi; Basidiomycota; Agaricomycetes; Boletales; Suillaceae
Exons: 2
Coding region: 152-397 (81 amino acids)
Source: RefSeq, a predicted model, not a curated record